AUUCAAAAAUCAGGAAAAAAGAGCUCAAAUGGGUAGGCUGAAAGCGGGUCAGAGUAUGUAUAAGCCGCAACCACUCCCACAAGCCGUGAGAGUCAAACCCAAUACCAAAACCAAAACCAAAUCCCCUCCCUCUCGUACGAGAACAAGAAAAUCAAAAUUAAAUCUAUACAAGAGAAAGAAACAGAAACAGGAAGACGAAGACGAAGACGAAGAGGAGACUAACGGUAAUAACAACAACAACAACAGCAACGAUGACGACCUUGUUACAGUGGCAGUGGUGCCGGCCACCGGUGACGUGUCCGGAGAAGUUCCGGGCCCACUCUCACUACUCCGGAAGUUUCCAAACAAUUCCUCUGCCAACAGCAAUAAUCUCAACCAACUCGCUCCGGCGACGCGUGAACUCUACGCGAAGACGGCGGAGUCUAUGAAGAAGCUGUUGGUUUCGGAGCUUUCGCCGUGGUCUGGGGACGUGGAAACGAUGGUGGCAUCGGCGAACAGGGCUUUCGAAACCUUGGAUUGGCUUCAACCAGAUUACACUGAGUUCUACGACGCCGUUAGGGCUGUCCUCUCUCGCCGCGCUCAGCUCUCAUAUUUCGAGACCGAGCUCCGAACCCACCAAAACGAAGAAUCCGGCGCCGUUUCGUCUUUUCAAGCUCGGUUGAAAGAAGCGGUGGAAGCGGUGGCUAGAUCCGAAGCCGAGUAUUGGAAAGCCAUAGAGCGGGUUAGUGGUCUGAAGAGUCGGGUUUCGGAAAUCCGAAAAGCGCUGAAAAAUCUCGAGCUUGAAUCUGCGUGGGGAGAAGAGGUGGUGCUUGCUGAUCGGAAAAGAGAAUGGGAACAAUGCCUUGAGUCUCACUUGGCUAUUAAGAAGGAAGAGAGAGAGUUAGCUGAGCAAAUGGAGGAGAAGCAAAAGACCAUCGAAAAGAUCAAGCGGCUUCGCGAUGAGGCCGAGGCUGGUGUUCAAGGCUCUAUAAAGGCUUUGUCUUCUCUCUGCUAAAACAAUAGUCCUCUGGUGCAUUUGUUCGAUCAGUACUUAGAUUUCAAAGACCCAAAACUUCCUGAGGACACUUAAGGGGUAUUCGCACGAUUAGAAGAGGAAGUAUCAAUGGGUGCAGGGUGGGUUUGGCCAUCCCUAGUUGUGAGUAGCAACUAGCAACAUGCUAUAGAUGUGAUCUCAGAAAUUUUGAACAAUGUGGAACAGUUUCUAGAAGUUGACAUUUGGAUUUACACCUAUUCAUCGGCAGUGUACUUUGUGCUUUUUCACAGGCUGGUGGUGAUCGAUGACAACUUGGCUUUAGCAGCUACUACCAUGUUUUUGGUUGCUUUUUUGAUAGAGAGAAGACAGCUUUUGAUAAUAUCUAUUUUCUACUUUCUUUGUAUAUAACUCAAAUAACUUGGAUAGUAUAGAGGCUUCUCUUUCUCAGGCUUGUACUGGGAGAUGUGCAUAAUGACAAUAUUUUGUAACCCUCUCUUUUGUUAAUGCAAUUUCUGACUGUUAGUUUCU
This is a messenger RNA of Quercus robur (English oak), 1501 nucleotides long. RefSeq lists its product as uncharacterized. The transcript has 2 exons. Bases 29 to 994 code for a protein of 321 amino acids. The record is from RefSeq and is a predicted model, not a curated record. NCBI's taxonomy places the organism in Eukaryota, Viridiplantae, Streptophyta, Magnoliopsida, Fagales, Fagaceae.